AUGCCCCGAUUUCCUGACUCAGGAAUUCUAGUGGAGGCGGAGGCAUUCAAUGAAUACGGCGGCUGGACCCUGGAUUCGCAGUUCGACUUCGAGAUGGGCUCCCCGUACCUGCUGGCACAUGGCAACGGGCGGCCCGUCGCUGAUGCCACAACGGUCAUCCUUGUCGAGGACGCUGGCGAGUACAACACCUGGGUUCGCGCAAAGGACUGGGUUCCUAGCCACCAUCCAGGGAGGUUUACCGUCAGUGUCAACGGAAAGGUGCUCGACACCGAGUUUGGUGCCAACGACCAGGAUUGGACCUGGCAGCCGGGAGGCAGAAUCCGGCUGCCCGUGGGUGAGACCAGGCUCGCACUUCACGACCUGACCGGCUUCUGCGGCCGCUGUGACGCUAUUUUCUUCAGCCGGGACAACCUACCUCCUCCCCAGGUGGUGGACGAGGCGGCCCGUGCUUGGCGGAAGCGAUUUCGCGGACUACCUGAUCAACCGGUUGACGCGGGGUCAUUUGAUGUCGUCGUCGUCGGGGGUGGGGUGCCCGGUGCUACCGCUGCGCUAGUCGCCGCAAGAUUAGGAGAUCGCGUCGCUCUUGUCCACGACCGUCCAUACUUGGGCGGUAACGCGAGCCUCGAGAUCGGCCUGAGACCUCGUGGUGUAACUGGACCGGUGGUAGACGAGGUCUCGGAACGCACCCCUGAAGGUGACUUGAAGGCGAAGCAGUUACUUGACGCUGAACCGAAUGCGACGGUCUUUCUAGAACACAACGUCUAUAACACGGUCACCGUCAACUCCUCCAUUAUUUCACUUGAUGCGCGUGAGGCCCGCACCGGCAAAGAAAUUCGCAUUUCGGCACCGGUAUUUAUCGACUGCUCAGGCAAGGCUAUCCUUGGGUUACUCUCAGGAGGAGAGACACUUUUCGGUCAGGAGUCGAAGUCAGAGUACGGCGAGAGCCUCGCUCCUGCGACCCGCGACAAUAUGCAUCAUGGGAAUACUGUCUUUUUCCGUACGCGAAUGGCGGAAUCACCGGUUUCCUUCCCGCCUGUGCCAUGGGCCACCGAGGUGGCGAAAGACUACUCUAACCUUGGUGGCCAACUCCAGAAAGCCGGUAUUGAGAACGCGCCCGGGCCGGCUGUUACUCCUCCGGGAUAUGUUCCCGACCCAACAGUUCCUUGCCGCAUGACAAAGCCUCUUACCCACUAUUGGGAAUAUGGUCAGUGGCUCAACCCCUAUACCCAGGCUGAGAAGAUUCGGGAUCACCUUCUCCGCGCGAUCUAUGGGACAUUCUCCAAUGUUAAGACUCUCGACCCGGAUAACUAUGCUAAUCUCGAAUUUGACUGGGUGGCUUUCGUAGCUGCCCAGGGUGAGUUCCGGAGAUAUAGGGGAGACUAUAUUCUCACCGAGACAGAUAUCCGGUCCCAGAGGGAAUUCCCCGACGCUGUGGUGCAGAAUGGAGGAGCCUUCUGCUUACACUACCCGGGUAAUGAGAAAUACGACUUUCGUCUGAAAUACUGGACGUGGGACGAGAGAGACGGGAAGCCUUACUACGUCCCGUUCCGCUGCCUCUACUCCGCCGAUAUUUCGAACCUCAUGAUGGCGGGGAAACAUAUUAGCGUCACCCACGUUGCCGGGUCGAACACGAAAUUCAUGGGCAACGGCGGACAACACGCAAUUGCCACCGCUUCUGCGGCUCACUUGUGUAAGAAAUAUAAUACAACGCCCCGGGGUGUCUACAAGAAUCAUCUCGUGGAGCUUCAGGCCAUUGCUGCAGCGGUCACCAAAACCAACUUCUACCAUUCACAAACUUGGGCAAAACUAUGA
Molecule: messenger RNA, 1812 nt
Organism: Fonsecaea monophora
Lineage: Eukaryota; Fungi; Ascomycota; Eurotiomycetes; Chaetothyriales; Herpotrichiellaceae
Exons: 1
Coding region: 1-1812 (603 amino acids)
Source: RefSeq, a predicted model, not a curated record